This is a messenger RNA of Dendronephthya gigantea, 1031 nucleotides long. RefSeq names its product transmembrane protein 39A-like. Bases 100 to 945 code for a protein of 281 amino acids. The transcript is spliced from 5 exons. NCBI's taxonomy places the organism in Eukaryota, Metazoa, Cnidaria, Anthozoa, Malacalcyonacea, Nephtheidae. Gene Ontology annotation, cellular component: membrane. The record is from RefSeq and is a predicted model, not a curated record.
UACGGAUUGUUUUAGUUACAUUGUUAAAAGGACUUGGACUUGUUGGUUUAUUGGCUUGUUUUAUCUGGCUAAUACUUCAACUCUAUCGAACACACAAUCAUGAGACAUCCUGCGUUUCUGUAUCCAACGAUGACGUAUUUGUGGGUGUUUGGAUUCACAAUGGAACUGAAGCUGCAAAAAAUUCAACCGAAAGUCACGCAUCAAAUCCCCCAGUCGUACAAGAAAAGUACGUUGCGAGAUUCAGGCAACACGGACGGAGAGACAUUGCCCAGGAUGAGUCAUUGUUCAUUGUCACCAGAUGUGGUACGAUACGAGGCCGAGGGACACAGAGUAGAUUUUAAUUUUAAGAUGAAGAGAGCGUUGUUUCAGUCGUUUAUUUGCGCGUAUUACGUGGGCUUCAUUCCUAUGAGAUUUUCAAAACGUUUUUAUGUGUAUUAUGAUUUGUGGUGGUCAUGUCAACAUGUUGUAUUUAUAUGGAUUGGCUCCCUCAUACUGCUCAUGAAAUACCUGGCUCCCCUAUCCUACUGCGAUACGCUCAGUAAAUGUGCUGUUCAUCUUGGUGGCUGGACUGAAUGUGACGAGGAGGACGACAUACCCGAUAACCCCCGAGAUUGGUCAGCAUUAACAAGCUGGCCUCAGGAUGUCAUCGUGAACUACAAAAAUAAAGGAUUCUUUAGAUCAUUAGGAAUACAAAAUGUCGCCGAUCCGGGGGACACCCAUCAUUGGAGAUUUUACUGUGUGUUUCAAUCGCCAGUACGAUUGACGAAUUGGCUUCUCGUUACGCUAUGCAUUCUAAUCUUCUAUCAACUGGUAAUGCUAUUCAACUCACCUCUAUGGCACGAGGUCGUCUCAUUGGCCUUCCCACUCCUUCUCAAUUACGCCGUUCUUUUCAAGCUGCUUCGUGAUCGCUGGGUUGCCAUGGCAUUGGAACUGAAGCCGACAUGACGUGAGCACCGGUGUUCCUCGUGUCUAACAGACGAGUCAAAUUUAUUUAAAGAUCUUUUUAAAAGGAUAAAUUGAAAAAAAAAAGA